Molecule: messenger RNA, 1900 nt
Organism: Rana temporaria (common frog)
Lineage: Eukaryota; Metazoa; Chordata; Amphibia; Anura; Ranidae
Gene: KMT5A
Product: lysine methyltransferase 5A
Exons: 9
Coding region: 205-1263 (352 amino acids)
Molecular function (GO): histone H4K20 methyltransferase activity; protein binding
Source: RefSeq, a predicted model, not a curated record
CGCAGGUCGCUUAACAGACUGCGAAGUGAUCCAAUCAAGAGCUUGCCGGGCGGAGACUUUCGUGGCACGGCGUCCGAAGUACAUGUAGCGUGUGGGACUUUAAAUCUUAAACCAGUUGAUUGUUAAUUCAGCGAUUGUCUUUGUGAUCGAUCCCGUCCCUUGUUAGAUCCGGUUGGUGUUGGAUUCGCCUGGUCCGCAGUCAUCAUGGGGAGAGCGCCAAAACUAUCUAAUAGCACAGAGGCUGGGGGACAACCUUCACAUGCUUUGAUUGGAAAGAAAAUGUCAAAACGCAGCGGCGGAAGAGGCGGGGAGGCACCGGAAACCGGUCGAUCCGGGGGAACCAAUGAGAACAAGCCGAAAAUGAACGGGGAAGUGGGACAUGGCAUUCAAUCGAAAAUCCCUGAUUUUAUGAGCCCAUCUAAAACGCCUAGUGUGCGUCCUCCUCUUCAGGAAGAAAACUCCACUCCGCUCCAUGAGGAGCGCAAAAAUGGUAAAGCCUUUUCAGAGUCUCACAAAAAAGCAGAAGAAGAAAAGAAGAAAAUUGUUGCUAUAUCAGAACCAAAAAGCAAAGCCACAGAGCACAAGGACAGUGAAAGUAGUGUGUCUGAUGGUGCUCAGGUCCAGAAACGAAGCUUGACUGAGCCACCAAAGAAGCUGAACCCUACUGACAAAAAGCCAGAGCCCAAAAAGAUGGUCAAAAAAAAAACCUACAAAGUACGAGGAUUCAACUCUCCAAACAGAAAAGUUACAGACUAUUUUAAAGUUAGAAGAAGCUGUAGGAAAAGCAAAACUGAGCUAGAGUUUGAGGAGAAGAAAAGAAUAGAUGACCUAAUUAAGAGUGGCAAAGAGGAGGGGCUGAAGAUUGAUAUCAUUACUGGUAAAGGCCGAGGUGUGAUUGCAACUCAGAAUUUUAGUCGGGGAGAAUAUGUUGUAGAAUACCAUGGAGAUCUUAUAGAAAUUACAGAUGCAAAGAAACGAGAAGCAGCAUAUGCCGAAGACACCUCCACUGGCUGCUACAUGUACUACUUCCAGUAUUUAAAUAAAACCUACUGCGUUGAUGCAACAAAAGAAACAAACCGUUUAGGAAGGCUUAUAAAUCACAGCAAGUGCGGCAACUGCCACACCAAACUACACAAUAUCAACGACGUACCUCACCUCAUAUUGGUCGCAUCAAGGGACAUAAAAACAGGAGAGGAACUUUUGUAUGACUAUGGAGAUCGGAGCAGGUCAUCCAUUGAAGCACAUCCUUGGCUUAAGCUUUGACCUGCGUAUGGAUGGAUUUUUACCCAUUGCUUUUGUGAACUGAUUUGGUUUUAGGCAGCCCCUUUUCCAUUAGUAUUGCACAUUUAACACUUAGAUGCCAACAGCCUUGAUCAUAGUAUUUUUAUAUUGAUAGUUUCUGUGCUUAAGAAGCAUGCAGUGAAAUGAAGAAUUUAGUUCUGUACACAAGGAUGUUUUGUAUUCAAGUGGUUCUGACAGAUGAUCAUUGCUUUAGACAUCUUGUUGGGUAGCCUGUUUUUUCAAAGCAAUCACUUUGAUAUCCUUUUAGCUGCAAGUGAAGGAUUGAGUAAAUAUCAUUGUACCAGUCAAGGGCAAACAGUACAUUUUGUAUAUGUGUAUUUAAAGGGGAAUUUAAGGCCAAUUUAUUCUUCCAGGUAUUAUCAGAAGUAUGUUGUGGGCAACACAGCAGUAAGUGUAUACAGUUAGACCUAUUGAGACAACCAAGCAUUUCUAUUGAAGUAACCCACAGCAACCAAAAAGCAGUCCUCUUUAUCUUGGCUGCAGUGAAAAGAUGGAAGAUUUCAUUUGAUAUGCUGUAAGUUGCCGCUGUCUGUAUAGAACAAUUGUUGCUCUUUGUGCUCCUUUGCUUAACAUAAACCUGAAGGGGCUCCUCUGAAAA